CCCUAGUCUGGGAACCUCCAUAUGCUGCUGGAGUGGCCCUAGAAAAGGCAAAAAGACAAAAACAAACAAACAAACAAAAAAAAGUCUGGAAAGAAAAAGGCACAGUUAGUUGCUAGCAUGGGCUACCUGGGAGGAAGGGCGGGAUGAGUGUGAUGACAAGCCGAGACGGGAAGGAGCGAAAAAGGAGGGGUCUGGGGGAGAACCUGACGUGUAAAACGAUGCCCCCCAUGGUGUAAAAUCAGUUCAUGCCUUUACAGGUGUAUCUAGUAUGAUGCAUGAAAAGCCAGGCACUGAAACAGCCAUGCAGGUGGUAUCAGUUGGGAUUCUUACGCCACCACGAUGAGGACCGCCUUCACACCCAAGAUGGGAGAGGUGCCUGCUUUAAUUCGUCAAAAAAGUACCAGAAGAUUUGGAUAUGCAUACUCACUUAGUGAUCCCAUUCCCAAUCAGACACAGUACAACGAUGAGUAUGUUUGGAAAGCAUAUUCGAAAGAAGAUUCAGUCAACACUGGGACUUCAAGAGGAGUCAAGAGGCAGAAAUUUCACCCCAGUCAAGACCUCUUUGUCUGGACACUACCUCAAGGUCCACCCACAGCAUCAGUGAAGAGCUACUUCCCUUGGAAAAUCGCUGCUUCAAUGGACGAGGUUAGGAAGGCAAUAUCAGAUCAGUUUACUUCCCAGACAAGAAGAGACUUUGUGGACAGAACGACAGCUCAGAAGAUUAAGCAACAUUCUCAGAUGUUUUCGGAAUGGAAAAAGUUACUUCCCCAUCCUGCAGACACUGAAUUUCGACGAAAUUACCAAAUUCCAGCUAAAAUUCCUGAACUUCAGGAUUUUAGUUUCAAAUAUGGAUGCUAUUCAAGCCUACCCAUUGCGUCUAAGGGUCUAGUCCCUUCCGUGCUGCACAGCCACAUGAGGAACCAAGAGCGCACAAAGAAGCAGACCACAUACCAGAGUGAUUACGGGAAAGCCUGUCUGGAUUUCUUAACAGUUUUGAACUCAUUUACUCCCUCUCAAAUCACAGAGUACCUUCAGAGAGUUUCCCACAAAGACAGACAGAUUCUUGAUCGCUUUAUUUGCUCUCACUAUGAUGUUGACAAAGGGAUGGAUAAACAAGGAAAACAGUGCAAAUGAAGAAAAUCUGAAGGUAACUGGUUUAUUUUUCUCAAUAAUCAAGGAAAAAUAAGAUCUGGAUUGUUCUAAAAUUUCAUCGUGACUUUGUGUAAUUUUGUUUUGUUUUCUUUUUAAACAAUAGGAUCGUUUAAGGCUGCAAAUCAUCCCCUCCCACCCAUCACCUGCCCACCCCCAACAUAACUUUAACUGUAUCCAAUAAGUUUUUUCCCCUUUUUAUUUUGUUUUUUAGGGCCGCAUCUGCAGCAUAUGGAAGUUCCCAGGCUGGGGGUCGACUCAGAACUGCAGCUGCCCAUCUACACGACAGCCACAGCAACUUGGAAGCUGAGCGGCAUCGGCAACCUACACCAAGUAUAAGAUUAAUUUGUGUAUUACAUGAAUAUCAGAGGAAAAAAUGUAUAGUUUAUUGUAUUUUUCAAGUCCCUGCUAUCAUUGCUUUAAUUGUAUAUUUGAACUGUCAAAUUCUGAGGCAAUAAUAUUAAAAACAUUCCACAAUAAAAAUGUUUUUAUCAAUG
Messenger RNA from Sus scrofa (pig), 1646 nucleotides. The record is from RefSeq and is a predicted model, not a curated record. NCBI's taxonomy places the organism in Eukaryota, Metazoa, Chordata, Mammalia, Artiodactyla, Suidae.